Messenger RNA from Plodia interpunctella (Indianmeal moth), 1857 nucleotides. RefSeq lists its product as uncharacterized. The coding region runs from base 205 to 1830 and encodes 541 amino acids. Lineage: Eukaryota; Metazoa; Arthropoda; Insecta; Lepidoptera; Pyralidae. The transcript has 10 exons. The record is from RefSeq and is a predicted model, not a curated record.
ACAUAGAAGGGCCCCGCGCGCGGCCCGCUUUAGUUGAUAUUUAGUAUUGCUAGCCAAGAAUACACAGCAGCGCCCUCCUUUAUUUUGUUCUCUAUUCUAAAAUGCUCUAAAAGAGGGCACCACUGAGUGGUGCAGCUGAAUAUUAGUUAGUAUUGGAAACUAAAACGAAAAAUUGUUCUCUAUGUUAUAGAUCCUGAGGAGUUGAUGAGAAAGAAAUUCAAAGCGAAAUGCCAGUUCCGAGCGCUUGGUCGUUUGGUGAUGGCCAACACUUAUUGGUUAAUUGAAGCCAUAGACCAGUACGAAGGAGUUGAAGAUGUGAAGAGAAGAGUGGAACAGGCUGUGCGCGGUAAAGCGAAGAAGAAGCAGCUUCUUAAUAUACACGACAAAGCACUGUUGAAUAAACCGGCACAAGAAAGAACUGACCAUGAAAAGAAAUACAUCUACCGCAUAAUUGGAGGUCUGAAAUGUUUCAAACGAUAUCCUAAUCAUGUCAAGAAAAAGCUGGCAGCGGUGACUUAUUUCAAGUACUACGGUCCCGGACGGCCCAUAGUCCGUCAACACCAAGAGGCCCACGCGUUGUACUUCAUAGUGACCGGUGACGUCAUCGUCAGCCAGCUGAUCUUCGACGAGCUUCUCCAGCAAAAUGUGUCCAUCGACGUCGGUGUCAUGCACCCGGGCGACAUGUUUGGGGAAGUCUCCUUACUUCAUAAUAUACCAAGGACUGCUACGUGUACUACUGCUGAUCAUUGCGAACUUUUGGUCCUGAUGAAGGAAGAUUUCAAAAAUGUCCUGCUCGCUUCAGUGCAGAAGCAGUGGGACGAAGUGCGGGAUGCCAUGUCUGCAUUUACAUAUUUUGAUGCGCUUGACGAGGUCGCCCGUCGUGAAGGUUGCAUUGUGGCUAAAAUGAAGUCCUAUGAAGUUAAUGAAACUCUCCUGGGGGACGGCGUGGGCGUGGCCAAUUUCGUCUACUUUAUACUGUCAGGUCGUUGUCAGAUGAUUGAAUCCAUUCAAGUGUCCACGAAGACACAUUUAGGCCGCAAUUCAUACACGUUGUAUGAUCCAUACGUACCCGAAGAAGAAAGUGAACAAGACUUUGAAGCGAAAUAUUUUGGUGCUUACAAAAAUAAAGACGCUAGUAGAUACAGUGCCGAAACAUCUACAUCUAAAAACAAACCAAGUUCAUUCCAUGUAAAUCGUUCAGGCCAGAUUUCGAGCGCAACUACAAAAUCGAGUAUUAAAAAAAUGAAACAAUCCCAAGAACUAAAACAAGAAGCAACGAUUCCUUUAGCUGUUCUGGACGAAACUAAAACAGGAUCUAUUGUGGAAGCGGGAGGAGUAAGCAAAGCUGGCAUUUCGGAGCCAGAGAUAGCCCACAAGUCUCAGGUCUUGUACCCACCGAGUGCUGCUGAAAUACCUCGAGAUUCCAUAAGGCUUAGCGUUAUUCCAGAAAUUGUCAACAUACCUCCACCAAAUCUCAAGACUUAUUUUAUGCAGGUGUGCCAAUUGAAUCCUGGGGCGAGCUUCGGCUUCGGAGAGAACAUGCGCGACCGGCGGAUCGUGGCGUUGACACCCGUGGACUGCAUGCUGAUGCCGAAGAUAUGGCUGCUGCAGCGCAACACUGCUAAUAUCUGGACCCGUAUACAACAUUAUUUAGAGAAGAAGGUACCCACGAAGAAGCAACUGUUUAAAGACUUCGUCGCUCAACGCCGCUGGAUAGACUUCCGCAACCAGAUGGUAGAUGACGUCAUCGCCCGCUCCAAUACUGUCAACUGGACUUCUGUCCAUGACGUGCCUUACUCCAUCAGAAUGGAAGAAAUGCUCGAUAUUUAAAUCAAUAAAUUUAAAUUUUUGUUCCUA